Molecule: messenger RNA, 2447 nt
Organism: Gadus macrocephalus (Pacific cod)
Lineage: Eukaryota; Metazoa; Chordata; Actinopteri; Gadiformes; Gadidae
Gene: hsdl1
Product: hydroxysteroid dehydrogenase like 1
Exons: 5
Coding region: 284-1234 (316 amino acids)
Cellular component (GO): mitochondrion
Source: RefSeq, a predicted model, not a curated record
UGUAGUUAUUCCUGGAGUUACGGGGUUCUGUUUGUAACUGGUUUGUAGUCCUCUCGGGCUGUCAACCGGUCCCUUCCAGUCAUUCUUUCCGGCUGCGACAUAAUCUCGAACGUGUCGCGUUGCGUGUCUCCCUUACGUACCUUAACUUCCCUUUGGUAGUCUUUGGCUCAGUUCAUCGCAUCAGUACAUCGCAUCAGUACAGUGUGUUUUAGACAUCUGUGUGUCUUUCUAUCUGUCUCAGGGUCCGGCUGCGGAUAACCUGUGUGACGGCAGCAGCCACAACAUGGCAGCGGUGGAUAGCUUCUCCCUCCUGUACCGUCAGAUGGCCCGGUCCUGUAGCAGCACGGUGGAGACCCUGGCCCUGGUGGGGGCCCUGUACACGGCCUGCAGGGUGUGCACUGUGUUGCACAGAUGCUGCUCUCUGGUCAGGGUCCACUUCCUCCCACGACUCAUGCCCAACAGGAGGACCUUGGCCCAGCGGUUUGGUGCAUGGGCAGUCAUCCACGGUGCAGCAGAUGACACGGCCCACGCCUAUGCGGAGGAACUGGCCCGGCAGGGCAUGAGCCUCCUCUUUGUGAGUCGUGAUGGCACCAUGAGUACAGACCUAUCAAAGGCUCUCUCUCAACGCCAUGGAGUAGAAGUGACUGUGGUUGAAGCUGACCUGGCUCUCGGCGACGCAGCCAUCCAGUCCCUCAGAGAGGCUCUGGGGGAUAAAGACGUGGGCAUAUUGGUGAACUGUGGGGCCAGGUCUCUGGAGGAGCCCAUCCCCCUGACAGAGACGUCAGAGCAGGGACUGCUGGAGCUGGUGAACAGGGCCGUGCUGGCCGCUGCCCUUAUGACCAGACUGGUUCUGCCCGGGAUGGUGGAGCAGGGACGCGGUGCGCUGGUCCAUUUGUGUUCUGGUGCAGGCAGUCGAUCCUCCGGUGCAGCACUGUUCGCCUCACAGGGAUUCCUGGAAAGGUUUACCCAGGCUCUUCACCUAGAAUACGGCAGACGAGGGGUUUUCCUCCAAACUCUGACUCCACUCCAGGUGCGUUCCAGAGUAGGAGAAGCCUCCUCAGUGCUGGACCUGGGGGGCUGGCUGGUCCCUGAAGCAGAGGUGUACGCCCGCCAUGCCAUCUCCACCUUGGGCGUGGCCCACCACACCACAGGCUACUGGCCCCACACGCUGCAGCAUGGAGUCAUGAGUUACAUCCCUGAGCGGAUUUGGUCGCUGGCAUCACAGUUCCUCUGAUUGGUUCAACAUGUUUUACUUUUUUGCUUUUGCCAUCCAUCCAUCCUUCCGCCUGAUUGAACAAUGGAUACACGAUUUUCAGAUGACUAUUUUUUUCAGAACAUUAUUUAAAUAAUGGAGACCUAUAAGUUCAUUAGCCUGAUGGACAGUAUAUGUUAAUGGUAACAAUAUAUCAGAUAUUCUUGGGACGUGACCAUUUUCUAAGGACUGUGGUUGUGACCCAACUUUCUUCCAUGUACUCUACUCGCACUGUGAAGAGGCCAUGAAGUGUAUUUAAAUACGUAUUUGCACCACAGAAUUCAACCUUUCAGGCAUUCCUUUGUGGGUUACCCUUCCAAUGUCUCCUUGGUGUUAGCAGUGUGUCUAUAGCACACAGCACUACUCAAAUGUUGCACCACAGCUCAAGACAAUACAUAAACACAAUUCUUUGGAUAUCAGCACGCACCAAGUUUCUUGGCCUCCAAGGGGGAAUUGAGAUAGUAUUCAAAUAUAGACAUGUUGGUCAAAAACCUUGAAAUACAAUAUUUACUUUAAAUGCCUCUGUGUGCGUCUGAAGCUUUUAGAAUUCUCUCACCAAUGCUUGGGAUGCUUGGGCAGGUUUUGAUAGGGGCACAAUCUAACCUCCCAAAAGCUACGUUUUAUUGGGUGAAAUUUUAAGAAAACAAAAAUGUUUGAUAUUAACCUUCCAUUUGUUUAGUAGUGAUUUAUUUUUCCAUCCGUUUCUUUUUUUUGGAUUUCUGUUUCCGUAAAUCACGGAAGACUGGAAGUAAGUUACACUUUUCCUGGCCUUCCCUGCUGUCUGGAGCUUCCUACAUGAGAUGUGGGCUUGCAUAAGGCUGCUGGAGCGCUAUUCUCAGUGUAAAUCGUUGACUGCAGCUGCAGAGAGCGUUCCAGACACCUAGAGCCUCCCUGAAUGGCCACGAGAAAGCCUAAACACGGAGCCCUAUCGCAACCAUGGGAUCAUGAUGGGUGCACUAUGGGUGGAAAUGCGCACAGACUUACCUUGGUGUGUGAAUGGACCUGAAGAGUGUGUCGGGGUAGGGAGGGCACAAGGUGGUCCUAGCCCCUUCCCCUAAUGUAGCCCAACCAACACAAGUCGAUUAAAUACAGAAGUAGGUGCAGUACCCCUCAACGAUAGACCAACAUGUUGGAAAAACAACUAAUAUAUAUGUUUGUUUUGAAGAUAUUUUUAUAAAGGUUUUUUGCAAAACCA